AUGCCAAUAACGACGACGAAGAACAACAUAAACAAGAGAAAAAGAAACGACUUUGAGAAAAACGAGGAUGAUUCAGACGAUAAAGGCCAGUUCGACGUGUCGGUGUUACUCCCGGUGCACAACGCCUUGCCACAUUUAACCUCGUGUUUACUGUGUUUAUUCGCACAAGAGAAGGUACGAUUGGAAAUCAUCAUCGUGGAUGAUUCGAGCACGGAUGGAAGUUUCGAAAGGAUUGGUGUGUGUAAACGAGCGUACGAAACACUAAAAGAAGGAGAAGGCGGGGAGUGGAAAUUGACGGAAGACGAGAAGGAGGAAAAAGAGGACGUCGGAAAUGAUUUCUACGCGAACAAGGUGGAGUGUAAUUUGAGGGAAGAGUUUGCACACUUGGAGGAGGAGGAAAGAGGAAACGACGAUACGUACGAGCGAAUCGUGCGGAAAUAUUGCAAAGGAAAGAGGCAUAAAAUAAUCCUUAGGAAGUUAGAAAGAAGCAAAGAGGUACGGUCUGGACAAGGGUUGGCGUUGAACCUGGCGUAUAGUUUGUCCACGUGCGAGUACGUGGCGGAAAUGGAAGCCGACGAUAUGAGGCCGCAGAGAUGCUUUUACGAAUUGUUGAACGCGUUGAAGUUGCGGGAGGAUUUAGACGCGACGUUUAGCCAGAUUUCGUUGAUUGGCGAUUUACCUUCGAGUAAUGCGCCGCAAGAGGGAUGGAUUGGGAUGGAACGGUUCAGAAGGUGGCAAAAUUCAUUGACGUGUGGUACUACGGAGAUGGCGCCUGGGCGAUACAUAGAGAUUCCCGCGAUGCGAGCGAGCGGCUGUUAUCGGAGAUCAUUUUUGGAGAAGAAAAUGAAUUUGAAUAAAGAAGGGGAAGGGGGCAUUAGAAUAUACGAUGAUUUGUGGAGAAUAGGAGACGAAGUGGUCGAUUUCGCCGUUUCAGAAGAGCAAAGAACGUGCAGUAGUUUGAAGAGAAAUCCCAAUCACUGGUGGCCGGUUGACGUUUCGUUCCUCCAUCGCGCGUUUAAUAGUGGCAUGCGUUGCCAUAAAGUAGAACGACCGAUGUACUGGUGGCGACAAUACGCGAAGCAAUCGACGAAAGUACACGAUAGGUGCAGCUUAGAGCGCUUGCGAGCGGCAAAAGUACACUACAUGUUGAAGGAGGAUGGACCGUUAGGCUUCGCCGCUUUGUUUACCGCCGACGGUGACACGGACGCAGAAGUUCGCGAUGUCGACGCUCUCGCGAACUCUUCCGAACCGGACUCGUCGGCGGCGAAGAUAAAAAAUUCUCCUCGUGGCAGCAAAGAGCAAAAGAAAUUAAUCAUCCGCGUAUUCGGCAGAGGCGAAACGCUCAACGCCUACGUCGCCGACAUCAACCGCGAAAUCGAACUCAUCCGCGCAAAAGAGAAAGAGGAACACUACGCGCGACACAAAAAGCCCCUCGAUGCCACCGCCACCAUAACCACCACCGACGAGGACGAUGAUACGUACCAACCAAAACUUCUUUACGUCGUCGAAAAGCGCGACGAAAUGCCCGGCCUCCCCAAACGCAAGCGCUCGAAAGAAAACGGUCUGGACAAAAACACCAAACUUUGUCGCCUCUUCGCGUUUGGUAUGCAGAAAGCGAGGGAGAAGAUUCUUCGAGUCAUGCGCGACGAUUUUGAUACGGGUGGUUUAGAUUGGUUCGUCGCUUAA
Messenger RNA from Bathycoccus prasinos, 1686 nucleotides. RefSeq lists its product with no specific name. Lineage: Eukaryota; Viridiplantae; Chlorophyta; Mamiellophyceae; Mamiellales; Bathycoccaceae. The transcript has a single exon. The record is from RefSeq and is a predicted model, not a curated record. The coding region runs from base 1 to 1686 and encodes 561 amino acids.